AUGGUAUCUCUUACCUCGAAACCCUCAAUACCUAUCACCACUGGUAGCAAACCACUUUUAAAAACUACCAUGUCAGGCACGAUAAGAAAAGCUCAAGAUGCAGAUCUGGAUGACGAUUUAGAAGUGCCAAAUCCGAAACGAGCGAGAGUAUCUUUCAAUCCCAAGGUCGAGGAAAAGGUUCUAGAGGAAUAUGUCGCAAAGGGUAGAAGUUUAGAAAGUAUCAGAGUGGAGGUCAAGCGGGCAAUAGAGGCACAUGGCAAAGGUGACAGCGAAAAGUACGAUAGCAUUAAAGAAGUAUUUGCGCAGACUGAGGGUGACGAGAGAGAGGAUACUGGUUCAAACGAUGAAGCGAAAACAUAUCUGCUAGCGCUCACUGGCUAUGCAUCACUAUUGAAUAAGGAUUGCAACGGGCUAGUUAAAGCCAUAUUGAAGUGCGACUGGAUGGGUAGAGAAGAGGGAUUCGUCAAGGCGUAUGCUCAGUUUCUGGGAAACCUGGUUAGCGCACAGGGAGCGUAUGUUGGGUUGGUGCUUGGAACGCUCGUUGAUAACUUUACUGGAGGCAUGUUACCCCUCCUUAGUCUCCCAAGCUCUGCUAACAUGGAUACAGUACGAGUAUCGAGUGGGCGUCUUCCUGGCUGCCCAGAUGUUAGUCGCGAUACACUUUCUUCGAGAGUUCAUUUUGCACUGAGAUACCUUCUUCGAUUGGUACCCUCCGCCAGCGCUACACUCUCGCCCAUCCUUUCAACCAAGUUUCCCUUUGCCGAUGAAACAAAGAGAGUACAUGUCACAUAUAUCAACAAUCUCGUUCGUCUUCUGGAGUAUGCUCCCGAAUUGAAGUCGGAUGUUUUCGCUCUCAUCACGGACAGACUGGUCAAAAUUGAUGUACAGAUGCAGGUCGAUUUGGACGACGUGGAUGAUGAGGUCGCAGGUGCUAUUGUUCAAGGCCUCGCUAUGAAUCCUUCUGACCAGGAAGAAGAAGACGAUGAUGACGCAGAUGAUUCCGACGACAGCGACGCCGAAUCGAUUAAUAGCGAUGAUGAAAGUGGAGACCAAGCAAAACGAGCCAAAGAAAUCCAAGAAAGUGUCGAGAAAAUGGAUGCAAUACUGGACCGCUUAUUUGCUAUCUACGAUCCUUAUUUCACAGACCCAAAUAGCAUAGAAGCUGCAAAUAUGUUCGAGACUUUACUAGGACAUUUCGCCAAUAUCAUUCUACCUACAUAUAGAUCUAGACACACUCAAUUCCUCCUCUUCCACUUUGCACAAAAGUCUGAACAUCUUAUCGAUCAAUUUGCCGGAACGUGCGUGCAACUAGCUUUCCAACCUGGCAGACCCGCUGUCCUUCGACAAUCUUCCGCGGCUUAUCUCGCUAGCUUUGUGGCGCGAGGCGCACACGUUGAGCCUCAAGUGGUUCGUACCGUUUUCGAGCUCAUCGGGAGCAAUCUGGAUCACAUUCGCACGGAAAAUGAACUCACUUGUCGGGGACCCGAUCUAAAGAAAUAUGGCACUUUUUAUGCUAUGACACAAGCUCUACUUUAUAUCUUUUGCUUCCGCUGGCGGGAUCUUAUAGAUUCUUCCGAGGUAUUUGAUGACGAAGACCCCACAGCAUUCAUUGGACAAGAUCUUGUCUGGACAACAGGCAUCAAAGAGACACUCUCUCGUGCUAUUUACUCCAAGCUCAACCCUCUUAAAAUCUGUUCCCCGCCCAUUGUUUCUGAAUUCGCUAAAAUCGCACAUCAUCUACGAUUUAUGUACGUAUAUCCUUUGCUAGAGACCAACAAACGUAUUCGUUUGAGCCAGUUCUCGAGUGCAGUUGGAAAUGGAGCAUUGCGGGAUUCGGGUAAUGGUGCAAGCAAUGACAGCUGGCACCAAUUGGAUGCUUAUUUUCCUUUUGAUCCAUAUCAAUUACCUGUGUCAAAGAAGUGGAUCGAGGAUGACUAUGUACAAUGGCAAGGCAUCCCAGGACUAAAUAAAGAUGAGAGUGAUGAUGAUAGUAGUGGAGACGAGGAGGAGGAUGAGGAGGACGAGAAUGCGCCUGAAGACGACGAUACGGCAACCGACGAAGAAGCGGACGAUUAA
Messenger RNA from Botrytis fragariae, 2076 nucleotides. Its product is annotated as putative rna polymerase i specific transcription initiation factor rrn3 superfamily protein. Lineage: Eukaryota; Fungi; Ascomycota; Leotiomycetes; Helotiales; Sclerotiniaceae. Bases 1 to 2076 code for a protein of 691 amino acids. Gene Ontology annotation, molecular function: RNA polymerase I core binding; RNA polymerase I general transcription initiation factor activity. The transcript has a single exon. The record is from RefSeq and is a predicted model, not a curated record. Gene Ontology annotation, biological process: transcription initiation at RNA polymerase I promoter. Gene Ontology annotation, cellular component: nucleus.